GCUCCUUGGUUGAGGUGUCGCAGCUCAGUGGGGCCCAGCUUUGUGGACCCGGGAGCCCAGGACGCAGGCGGUGCUUGUGCUCCGGGGGGGCAGGGCGUACGGUGGGCCUCCUCCCGCCUCUACUCUCGCAGUUUGCCCCUCAGUCUCCUUUCUUUGCUGCUUUUAUGCCUUUCUUUCUUUCUUUUUUUUUUUUUUGAGACGGAGUCUCGCUCUGUCGCCCAGGCUGGAGUGCGGUGGCGCGGUCUCGGCUCACUGCAAGCUCCGCCCCCCGGGUUCACCCUUUUAUGUCUUUCAUUGGAGCUUUCUGGACCGUGUGCUUGACGGUGCCUUAGGUGCCGUGGGGACACACGCGAGUCUGAUAAGCACCCUCCCCCGGGAUCAUGCGGUGCUGUGAGGCCUAGCGAAGAUGAAGAUAGAAUGCAAGGUAGAAAGUGCUGGAUACCUUUAGAAAGCUACAGAACUGGUGCAUGGGAGUUGAUACGUAAGAACCUGCCCGUCCGUAGGGCUCUGGAUGCUGCUGAGGCCCGAGGCCCCCAUGGCAGAUUUGAAAACUCACCCUUGUAGAGUCAUUCCUGCCUUUGAGAGGACUCCCUGUUAAGGCGCUGAGCCCCCGGAGGAGGAGAGGGCUGGUUCGGGGAGCCCCUCCCCUGGGGCGGGGCCAAAGCGUCCUUCCAGCCCGGCUUUGCAGAACAGAGAUCUGGUGUCUCCAGUUUACAGAAGCACUUGCAGAACUCAUCAGAAGCCACCCCGCUUAUCAGCAGAUUUCAAGAGAGCGUUCAGUGGAGGCCCUGAGUCUGCACAGUUCACCUCGCUGGGAACUGCUCACCUGAGCGUUGGAGCCGGCGCUGGCCCCCUGCAGCCGAAAGGAGCCCCGGAGGCCCAGGACAUAGCGCUCUUGCUCUUGCAGAAUCCACAGGUCUUUCUUGAAGAAAUCUGUAGUCAGAACUUUGUUCUGCAUUUUUAUCUAGGGAAGGAAUAGGAAGAGAAGAGUGUGGUCUACUAGAAAUCUAGCACUGGAGACACGAGGAAAAUUCUUCCAACAAUGGUCUCCCACUCAGAGCUAAGGAAGCUGUUCUACUCAGCAGAUGCUGUAUGUUUUGAUGUUGACAGCACGGUCAUCAGAGAAGAAGGAAUCGACGAGCUAGCCAAAAUCUGUGGCGUUGAGGACGUGGUGUCAGAAAUGACACGGCGAGCCAUGGGCGGGGCAGUGCCUUUCAAAGCUGCUCUCACAGAACGCUUAGCCCUCAUCCAGCCCUCCAGGGAGCAGGUGCAGAGACUUAUAGCAGAGCACCCCCCACACCUGACCCCCGGCAUAAGGGAGCUGGUAAGUCGCCUACAGGAGCGAAAUGUUCAGGUUUUCCUAAUAUCUGGUGGCUUUAGGAGUAUUGUAGAGCAUGUUGCUUCAAAGCUCAAUAUCCCAGGAACCAAUGUAUUUGCCAAUAGGCUGAAAUUCUACUUUAAUGGUGAAUAUGCAGGUUUUGAUGAGACACAGCCAACAGCUGAAUCUGGUGGAAAAGGAAAAGUGAUUAAACUUUUAAAGGAAAAAUUUCAUUUUAAGAAAAUAAUCAUGAUUGGAGAUGGUGCCACAGACAUGGAAGCCUGUCCUCCUGCUGAUGCUUUCAUUGGAUUUGGAGGAAAUGUGAUCAGGCAACAAGUCAAGGAUAACGCCAAAUGGUAUAUCACUGAUUUUGUGGAGCUGGUGGGAGAGCUGGAGGAGUAACAUCCACUGUCACACAGCUCCGAAUACCUUCAGAUGGAUUUUUACAAGUGAUACAGGUUGAUACUGUUUGCUUACAAUUGCCUAUUACCACUUGCUAUAGAAAGUUGGCACAGAUGAUCUAUACUUUAAGCUACAGUUAGGACUCCUAGAAGAUUGCUUUUUUUUUUUUUUUUAACUGUAGUUCCAGUAUUAGAUGAUGACUAUUGAUUUCCUGUAGAGUUUUGUAAUCUGAAUUCUUUCUGUAUAUUCCUAGCUAUAUUUCAUACAAAGUGUUUUAAGGGUGGAGAGUCAAACAAACACCUUGACUCUUAGAAAGAUGGAUUCGGCAGCCUUCGGUGAAUAUUGGUUUCCCUUUGGUAUAUCAAUAAAAGUUUAUCCAUGUGUCAGAA
Molecule: messenger RNA, 2109 nt
Organism: Rhinopithecus roxellana (golden snub-nosed monkey)
Lineage: Eukaryota; Metazoa; Chordata; Mammalia; Primates; Cercopithecidae
Gene: PSPH
Product: phosphoserine phosphatase
Exons: 8
Coding region: 1043-1720 (225 amino acids)
Biological process (GO): dephosphorylation; L-serine biosynthetic process
Cellular component (GO): cytoplasm
Molecular function (GO): magnesium ion binding; L-phosphoserine phosphatase activity
Source: RefSeq, a predicted model, not a curated record